Esox lucius (northern pike) is the source of this 5695-nucleotide messenger RNA. It is a transcript of the gene ssh1a, whose product is annotated as slingshot protein phosphatase 1a. Lineage: Eukaryota; Metazoa; Chordata; Actinopteri; Esociformes; Esocidae. The record is from RefSeq and is a predicted model, not a curated record. The transcript is spliced from 15 exons. Gene Ontology annotation, molecular function: protein tyrosine/serine/threonine phosphatase activity; actin binding. Gene Ontology annotation, cellular component: cytoplasm. The coding region runs from base 1730 to 4765 and encodes 1011 amino acids. Gene Ontology annotation, biological process: negative regulation of actin filament polymerization; actin cytoskeleton organization; protein dephosphorylation.
AACAGAGAUAGCAUGUGAGUGAGUAAAUGAGGCAGCUAGAAAUUUCCAGUUGCAUGGUUAUCAUCUUAUACCUAGUCACGUGGUUCACUUUUAUCGCAUUAUAAUUUUCAUGAUGUUGCAACACAAGUACACUGCAACCUCCUUUAAUAAGACCGGCUACAGUAAACCAAGCUGGCUAGCAGCAUGACAAGUGGUGUCAGUUUGUUUAUCCUGAUGGUGAAUGCAUUAACGUUAACUUAUAUUGCUACUAAUGUAUAUCUAGCUAGCUAGCCACGUGAUGGAAGUCGUGUGAUAAAAUGUAAUAGGCCAAAAUGUUUACAUUUUGCUGGCCUACCUAACUAUGUGCCUGAUAAGUGGAUCAGGUAUUAGGAUUGCCGGCGUGUUUAUUAGGCAAGCUAGCAAACAAGCUACUGGCUAAAUUAAGUAAUGUAAUGGGCAACAUAGGUUAUUUUCUAUGAUAAAUCGGGUGGUUUUGAAACCUAAAUGCUGAUUGAUUGAUAACCUUGUUAUGAGACCUAUACCACGGGUAUGAUAUUACAACACAUUUUACUGCUGUAAAUGCUUGAUGACUGGUAUAUAAUAACAAUGUGGUAUCUCAGGGGUUUGUCCUGUAUUGCCAGUGUAGCAUGGCUAAGCAACGUGUCCAUGCCCUCUAUGUAAUGCCGAAGAACAGCUCUUAGCUGUGGUAUAUUAGACAUAUGUGGUAUAUUAGACAUAUACCACAUCCCCAUGCUUUAUUGCAUAAAUAUAUAGUCUUCUGUGAUAAUAAUAUUAUGGUUAUGGAAUGUAAUGAGUCCUCUUAAUACCACAACAUGUGGCAUAACUUCAUAAAGUCAUGUAGAUGUCUAGUCAUACUUUCCUCUUACAGAAUAGAGUCUGGCAACCAUGGACUGUUUAGCUUUGAACACUUUCAGGACGCCAAAGCCUCAUGAUACCUCAGUGUCACUCAACAAAACCUAACCUUUUUAGUAUUCCAAAAUAUAACUGUUACAGCCUACACAAAUUAAAGUUAUGACAUUGUAAUAUAUAUUUUUUGAAUAUAGCGACAAAGUACUGUUUUUCUUCAACCUUCUCAACCAGUUGGGGGCGCUAACUGUCAACAUAUGUACAAUAAUAAUGCUUAAUAAAGGCACUAGUCUUAUUAUUGGAAGCCAUUAUUGAAGAUGUCAGAUAUGGAUAUAUUCUUUUGCGCAUCAUCUACAAGUUCCUAUAUUUAUCUUCACUACCAAUUGGUGAUACAUUUAGGUAAUGUGAGGAUGAUUUAACUGAUGAAUGAAAAAAUGCUAACAUUGGUGCCAGGACUAGUAUUUGUGCAUUGUGUCUUGGAAAUUAAAUCAAAGCAUGAAUUCUUAUCAAACCUUGUCCGUACCAACUGCCAUGUAAAAGAAAAUGAUCCUAAGUGAAAGGAUACACAUUUGUUGUGAAAAUGGUUGAGAGAUGGUGAGACUGGACCAGCUUUCCCUGUCACUGCCUUUUACACACUUUCCAUAUGGGCUAGAAUUGACUGGCUGCACCCAGGGCUCUGUCCGAAGCCUGUCUGAUGAAGAGCAGCCAAGCCCCUCAGGAUACUGCUGCAGCUAUGAUGUCAUUCACACAUGGAGGAUGUAGUCUAGAGAGAAGAAGGGAUGAGAAGUGGAGGGAAAGUGGUGGCACGGAGUAACAGUAUGGUACACUUGUGAUUUUGGUAGGUCAACCAAAAAGAGAUGGUGCUUUCACUAUUUCCUUUUCAAUGGUGGUCGGAGUUUGGUUGAAAUUCAAGGACUUUGGCAGUGACGAUGAGCGUCGUUUGAAUCAGAGCCUGAGCGAGAGCUUCUUCAUGGUGAAGGGGGCCGCCCUGUUCCUGCAGCAGGGCAACAGUCCCCAGGGCCAGAAAGCGCAUCCUCAUCAUAAACAUGCAGGGGACUUACCUCAGCACCUGCAGGUGAUGAUCAACAUUCUGCGCUCAGAGGAUCGAAUUAAACUGGCUGUGCGGUUAGAGAGCGCCUGGUCAGACAGAGUGCGGUACAUGGUGGUGGUGUACACCAGUGGACGACAGGACACCGAGGAGAACAUCCUGCUGGGGAUGGACUUCAGCAACAAGGACAGUAAAAGCUGCUCUAUUGGCAUGGUUCUGCCUCUAUGGAGUGACACCAAGAUUCAUCUGGAUGGAGAUGGGGGUUUUAGUGUGAACACAGUGAGUCGGAAUCACGUCUUCAAACCUGUGUCUGUACAGGCCAUGUGGUCGGCGCUACAGAUCCUCCACAAGGCGUGUGAGGUGUCCCGCAGGUACAACUACUUCCCCGGUGGCAUGGCCCUCACCUGGAUGGGCUACUACGAGAGCUGCAUUGCAUCGGAGCAGAGCUGCAUCAACGAGUGGAAUGCCAUGAGAGACCUGGAGACCUUGCGGCCUGACUCUCCCACCAUGUUUGUUGACAGGCCCACAGAGAGGGAGCGAACAGAGUGCCUUAUCAAAGCCAAACUCCGAAGCAUCAUGAUGUACCAGGACCUGGAGAACGUCACCUCGAAACAGAUCCGAACUGAGUUGGAGCUGCAUAUGAGCUGUAACCUGAUGCAGUACAAGGAGUUCAUUGACAACGAGAUGCUCCUGAUCCUGGGCCAGAUGGACAAGGCAACACUCAUCUUUGACCACCUCUACCUGGGAUCAGAAUGGAAUGCCUCCAAUCUAGAGGAGCUUCAGGACACCGGGGUGGGCUAUAUCCUCAACGUCACCAGGGAGAUAGAUAACUUCUUCCCAGGAACAUUCUCCUACCACAACGUACGGGUCUAUGAUGAAGAGGCUACCGACCUGCUGGCACACUGGAACGAGACUUACAACUUUAUCGUUAAAGCAAAGAAGAAUCAGUCCAAGUGCUUGGUGCACUGUAAGAUGGGCGUCAGCCGCUCGGCCUCCACCGUUAUCGCCUACGCCAUGAAGGAGUAUGGUUGGUCGUUGGAGAAGGCCUUCAGCUUCGUCAAGCAGAAGAGGAGCAUCACUCGACCCAACUCGGGCUUUAUGAGACAGCUGGCUGAGUAUGAGGGCAUCCUGGACGCCAGUAAGCAGCGACACAACAAGCUGUGGCGCCCUGACCGCCCCGACCCGGACUGUGACCUCAACGAGGACCGUGCUAACCGGACCCCCGAGCUUGGGACGCCCCCCUGCUGUGAGGAGGCCCUGGAGGAGAAGGGGGCCGCACGCCCCCCCUCCCCCUGCGGGAUGAUCAGUCUGGAGGUCGACCCCGCCUACAACAACUACUACUUCCGCAGGCUGUCGGAUUCGGCCCUGGACAGUGACCCUUCCACGCCGGUGCGCGCCCCGCCUCUUCUAAACAUGGAGCGGGUCUUCAUAGAGAUAGAGGACGUUGAGCGAGACGCCCUUCUGGACGACGAGGCCUACGAGGGGCGGGAGGGCCUGUCACUGCCCCACUUCGGGCUGGCUGGGGAGGGCACCGCGGCCCAGACCUGCUGCCGAGGACCAGAGCCCCUGGAGGAGCUGCGCCUUCGCUUGGAGUUCAGCACUGUGGAGGAAGAGGAUGAGGAGGAGGCCCAGAAAGAGGAGGCAGAAAUGGAGGCCCUAGCACAGCCAGGAGGACGAGUGGAGAAUGCACAAGGAGUGGUAAAGAUGGUUCUGGAAGACGAGGGGGAGAAGGAGGACCAGGUGCUGGACCUGGUUGCCUUGAACCAGAACUCCAACAAUAACAACCACUUUGACAACCUGUCCAGUCUCAGUGAUACUGCUGUCUCCACACCCCUUUACCCAAUCAAGCCUUCAGCCGUUCCUCAGUCCGAGGACAAGAGCAGCCAUAGAGUGGAUUCAUUGGUCCAGGAUGCACAUUUAUGCCUUAACCUCGCACCCCUCCCCCCUGUACCCAGUGUCACCUUCCCCUGUUCCCCCAGCCCGUUGGGCCCCUGUGGCCCUCUCUGUGACUGUGCCAAAUGUGCAUCCUCGGCCUUAACACCUCUAGCUGACGCCCCCUGCUCUCUGACCUCUGAUGACACAGCCAGUGUUCUGGAAGGGGAGGCUGCGGAAGGGAAACCUUUCGGGGUACCUGUGCUUCCCCCUGUCCCGGAGCUGCUGAGCCCAGGGGAGAAGAGGCCGGGGGCAGCCUGCAACCUGACACCACAGCUGGAGACACUGGUUGAGCUGCAGAGGUCAGGGCUGGUCCGCCGGAGGGCUGAGAGGCUGGAGAGGUUGUCAGGUUUGUCCCAGGAGGGGCCUCAACCUGUGGAACUUCUAAACCCACCCGACUCCGGGGCAAGGGAGGGCCACAGUCCUGGAGAGGUCUCCACCUUCCCAGGAGACUUCCACGCGGGGUGCUCUGUGUCCCUGGAGCCUCUGACGGUUCCUCUGACUAACGACGCCCUGCUCGGUGCUGUGGCUUCUGGGGGGCUGACGCCCACCUCCUCGCCCCACGGCUCCACACUAACCCGCAGCUCCAGCAGUGACAGCAUCCGCAGCGUGAGGGGCAAACCUGGCCUGGUACGCCAGAGGGCUCAGGAGAUCGAGGCUCGCAUGCGCUUGGCCGGUCUCACCGUGCCGUCACGCCUCAAACGCUCCAACUCCCUGGCUAAGCUGGGCAGCCUCAACUUCUCCUCCGAAGACCUGUGCUCCGUCUGCUCCUCGGACACAGGCACCCUCUUGCUCCUCUCCCUUUCUCCAGAGCCAGGCCUGGAAUGGGAGUGUCCUGCGAGCUUCUCCUCUUCCUCCAACUUCGUUUUGUCUCAGCCCAGAACACACAGGGACCAGGCCACCCCAGAGAGAGCUCUGUCUGGGGGUCCCUGGAGCUGACAGGAAGGAUGGAGACACUCCCUUACAUAGCCCUCCACGAGCUGGCGGUCACACAUAUCUUUGAGAGGCAAUAGGGACAGUCUUAAAAACAAAUUGUCUGUGUGUGUAUAUAGAAUUAUACAUAUAUAAAUAAACAUUUGAAUAAUAUAAAUAUAUAUUAAUAUAAAUCCACUUCAAGGAAGAGGAAACAGAAUCCAAAUAUGAUUUUAUAGUCCAGAUGGUGUCUUAGUUAAAGGCUGUUUCUGCAUGGAGUGCAAUGAUUGUGUGCAAAGAUGAAUACAUACAGAAGACCUGGUCUCCAUCAGGACUUAAAGAAAAAUACUUUGAAAAAGUUCAAUUCCCUGCCUUUCUAGUUGCCUAGAGAUCAGAGUUACAACUUCAUCAUCAUACAGCCUGCCUUCAACAUGCAGAUUGUCUUUUUAAAUCACAGACUUUAAAAUGAAUGGUUUUGUUUACUUUACCAUUGGCAUAUUGUAGUGUUCUUUAUCUUAGUGCUGUCUUAGAGUUGAUCAGAUUAUACUGAUUGUCUCUUGUUUGGAACGGAGCUGCUGAAGUAUCACUGUGCAAAGUGAAGAAGCUGUAGUUGAUGCUGUCUCUACUGUCUUGGGUUCAGUAGGGGGAAUGGACAACUGACACACAGGGCACCAUACAUUCAGUGUGCACCUUGUUAUGGCUGUCACGUGAAAGGUCAAAUGGAUGUUCAGAUGUUUUCUUUUUUUCUUUUCAAGUAGGGAGGUUAUUUUAAUGAUGUCACAUUAUAAAUGAAUUUCAAAUAUCCUAUAAGCAUUUAGUUCAGUGUUGGGAAAUGCAUAAAAACUGUUAAUCCGAUUCUUUUGGGAUGAGCCAAGUGGAUGCCAUAAAUGAUUUUAAAACAAUUCAAAUACCAAAAUAAUAGAAUAUAAAAAAAUACACCAUAUCUCUCUCCUGUAA